Molecule: messenger RNA, 467 nt
Organism: Poecilia latipinna (sailfin molly)
Lineage: Eukaryota; Metazoa; Chordata; Actinopteri; Cyprinodontiformes; Poeciliidae
Product: RNA-binding protein NOB1-like
Exons: 3
Coding region: 120-398 (92 amino acids)
Biological process (GO): maturation of SSU-rRNA
Cellular component (GO): preribosome, small subunit precursor
Molecular function (GO): RNA endonuclease activity
Source: RefSeq, a predicted model, not a curated record
AAUAGUUCGUUCAGGACCGAACAGUGAAUACAUCUGCUUUAAAGGAACAUACAUUUCCUAUAUUUUCCACCUGAACACCUUUCAGAUCAGCUCGACAAGCUGCUGGUCCCCAAGCCAAGAUGGCGCCGACCCUGGUGGAGCAUGUUGUCGCGGACGCUGGAGCGUUUUUAAAGCAAGCCCCGCUGCAGGAGUUCGGCCAAAACAUCUACACCCUGCGGGAGGUUCUGGACGAGAUCCGAGACAGAACCACCCGGAGGAGUCUGGCCGUCCUGCCAUACCAGCUGACCUUCAGAGAGCCGAACCCGGAGCACAUCAGAACCGGUACGUACCCGAACUGCUACCCGACCCAAAACACGUCCGAACCGGGUGUUCUAUCAGAUCAUCAUACGCUGUCAUAAAAGCAUACAUGCAGUGAGAACAUGCUUGCGCAUGCGCAUUAAGAAGUCCGACCGUCAGAGGAGUUGUCA